Molecule: messenger RNA, 1386 nt
Organism: Vicia faba (fava bean)
Lineage: Eukaryota; Viridiplantae; Streptophyta; Magnoliopsida; Fabales; Fabaceae
Source: the annotation of a GenBank genome assembly
AUGAUGGUGGAAACCUCAAUGCUAGGGCGGUUCCACCACCAAAGACUCGACUUCAAACGCUGCGUUCCGGCAUUCAUAACCUCACACAAGACCCUCUUCAUGAUUCUAUGGAUCGCCGCGUUUCUUUCGGUUUUCGUGUGGCAGAGAAACACGGUGGUUGGUGGAAUUUUGUUUCUUGGACGAGUUGCGGCGAGGCCGGUUCCGAUUAUGAGACCGGUGGCGUUCAAUUUGACGGAUUUUGGAGGUGUGGGUGAUGGGGUUACUCUCAAUACUGAGGCGUUUGAGAGAGGCGUUUCGGCUAUUUCUAAACUCGGGAAGAAAGGUGGGGGCCAGCUUAAUGUUCCUCCUGGUCGUUGGCUUACUGCACCGUUCAAUCUUACCAGUCAUAUCACUUUGUUUCUAGCUCAAGAUGCUGUUAUUCUUGCCAUUGAUGAUGAGAAGUAUUGGCCACUAAUGCCUCCAUUGCCUUCAUAUGGGUAUGGAAGGGAGCGUCCCGGGCCUCGAUAUGGCAGUUUGAUUCAUGGUCAGAAUCUUAAAGAUGUUGUGAUAACAGGGCACAAUGGCACCAUAAAUGGACAAGGACAAGCAUGGUGGAAAAAGUUUCGCCAAAAGCGUCUCAACUACACAAGGGGACCACUUGUUCAGAUCAUGUGGUCUAGUGACAUUGUAAUCACUAAUAUUACUUUACGCGACUCUCCUUUUUGGACGCUUCAUCCAUAUGACUGCAAAAACAUAACAAUAAAAGGUGUUACAAUUUUGGCUCCUAUAAUUGAUGCUCCAAAUACCGAUGGCAUAGAUCCUGAUUCUUGUGAGGAUAUGUUGAUAGAGGACUGUUACAUAAGUGUGGGAGAUGAUGCAAUUGCAAUAAAAAGUGGUUGGGAUCAGUAUGGAAUUGCUUAUGGAAGACCUUCCAUGAAUAUUAUGAUCCGAAACCUCGUUGUUCGCUCUAUGGUCAGUGCUGGUAUCUCAAUAGGCAGUGAGAUGUCUGGUGGGGUAUCCAACAUCACGGUAGAGAAUCUUCGUGUGUGGGAUUCUAGGCGUGGUGUGAGGAUAAAGACUGCACCUGGGCGAGGUGGAUACGUGCGACAAAUAGCUUAUCGGAAUAUAUCAUUUGAAAACGUCCGUGUUGGAAUUGUGAUGAAGACAGAUUACAACGAACACCCUGAUGAUGGAUAUGACCCUACAGCACUUCCUGAUAUAAGAGACAUAAGCUUCACAAGCAUCUACGGACAUGGAGUUCGUGUGCCGUGUGCAUUUGUACACGGACGCGUAAUAGGGACCAUUUUCCCGUCUCCAUGCGAGAACCUUGAUCGGUACAAUGAGCAAGGACAGCUUGUUAAACAUUCCAUGUCCCAGAAUGUAACAGAUAUAGAUUAUGAUUUUUGA